UUGCGCAUUGUUGUUAUUGUUAUUAUUAUUAUUAUAAAAAUAAUAAUAAUUAUUAUUAUUAUUGUUAAUAACAUUGUUAUUAUUAGAGUAUUAUUUGAUUUUUUUUUUUUUCCCCUGUCUGUGAGCAUGGUGGCCGCGCUCCGCUCCCUGCUCGUGUCCGUGAGUCUGGCCGCGGUGGCGCGCCUGUGCUCCGCCGUGGGCGCGGUGAUCCGCUGUGAGCCGUGCGACGCCGGAGCGCGGACACUGUGCGAGCCCGUGCCCGAGGACUGCGUGGAACGGGUGCGCGAGCCGGGCUGCGGCUGCUGCGUGACGUGCGCGCUGGCUGAGGGUCGCGCGUGCGGGGUUUACACGGGGCGCUGCGGCGCGGGGCUGGUCUGCCGACACCGGCCGGGCGAACCGAGGCCGCUGCACGCGCUGCUGGAGGGCCGUGGGGUGUGCGUGAACCAGACCGCACCUCCUCCGGUCAGCGCGCGACAAGUCGAGAGUGCCAAGAUGCCUGAGGAAGAUUCCAGCAGCAACACAACGAGUCCGUCAGUGCCAGCUGGACAUGAGCAGUCAACGGAUGUCUUUCCCUCCCACAGUCGGCGUCCCCCGCCCUACCGGCUUCACCCCAAAGCUGAGGACAUCCAACGCGAGCAACUCCGGAAGAGCCAGAGCUACAAAAUCGAGGAACCUCUGGCAGUUGCCCCUUCCAACCAUGAGAACAUCGCCUUCGAGUCCAAGCAGGAGCGAGAGUAUGGGCCAUGUCGAAGGGAAAUGGAUGGCAUACUUAACAUGCUGAAGAUCACCGACAUGGUGAACCCUCGAGGCUUCCGCAUCCCAAACUGUGACAAGAAAGGCUUCUACAGGAAAAAACAGUGCUGGCCAUCUAAGGGCCGAAAACGCGGCAUAUGCUGGUGCGUGGACAAAUACGGCCAGCCUCUGCCAGGCUUCGAUGGAAAGGAGAGAGGAAAUGCGCAGUGCUUUGCCAUGGAAAGCCAAUAGAAAAGAGCGGACGGAUGGGCGAAGGAAAGAGAGAGAUCGAGUGUGUGUGUGUGUGUGUGUGUGUGUGUGUGUGUGUGUGUGUGUGUGUGCGUGUGUGUGUGUGCUGAAGAAUCUCCACGCUCAGACCCUUCAUCUCGGACUCGUGUGACGGUACCCUCCAGGGAAAAAAAAAAAUCGACUGGUGGGCUCGGAGAACAUCUUAAAAUUGUCUAAUUUAUUUUUCUGCUCCACGCUUUAGCAGCAGUGGAACACUAGAUGCUUGCAGGAGAGAGAGAUGGAUGGAUGAAGGAAUGUGGGUGUGUCUCAGGAGGCUGGAGAGAUUUUUGAGUCAGGGCUGAUCACAAAAAAAAAAAGGACAUGGAAGAAGGCAUUAACGCUAUAGAGCACUUCCUGUAAGUUUGUGUGUAUGUGUGCGUGUGACUAUUGCAGUACAGUAACUUAACCAUGUGCCUCCGUAUCUUCAAACCUAUCCGUGACUUUUCAAAGCUUAUCGUUUCAUUAAAGCUUUAAUACACAUUCCUGUCGCGUACAAUCGGGAACUAGAACGAAACAAGACUUUAUUGAUCAGAUUCAAUAUCAAGAGCAUGUGCAUGAUGCAUGAGUACAACCAUAUAAACUCACUAUAUUAGGACGGAUCAUAAAACCUUCAAGACUUCCAUAACUGCUUUAUUUCCUCUGCAUAUACAGUAUGGCUUAACUAUCGAUCUUGCUUGAAUGGCUUUUAGAGGAGUGUGUGAAGCUGAAAUCUUUCCAGAAGACGUCCUUGUUCCAUGCACCUUAAUAUGAGCCAAAACAAGAUGCUGUGUCUUUUUUUUU
Molecule: messenger RNA, 1800 nt
Organism: Neoarius graeffei (lesser salmon catfish)
Lineage: Eukaryota; Metazoa; Chordata; Actinopteri; Siluriformes; Ariidae
Product: insulin-like growth factor-binding protein 3
Exons: 4
Coding region: 127-984 (285 amino acids)
Biological process (GO): regulation of insulin-like growth factor receptor signaling pathway
Cellular component (GO): extracellular region
Molecular function (GO): insulin-like growth factor II binding; insulin-like growth factor I binding; fibronectin binding
Source: RefSeq, a predicted model, not a curated record